This is a messenger RNA of Arthroderma uncinatum, 1602 nucleotides long. Its product is annotated as polyamine transporter 4. Gene Ontology annotation, biological process: transmembrane transport. The record is from RefSeq and is a predicted model, not a curated record. The transcript is spliced from 5 exons. Bases 1 to 1602 code for a protein of 533 amino acids. Gene Ontology annotation, molecular function: transmembrane transporter activity. NCBI's taxonomy places the organism in Eukaryota, Fungi, Ascomycota, Eurotiomycetes, Onygenales, Arthrodermataceae.
AUGCCGGAGAACGUAGAGACAGUGGAGACCGUCUCUUCUAGCAGCAGCACCGGCUACCCCCAAAUGGGUAACAAUUUCAAGCUAGAUGAUGAACGGACUCUGGCCCUGAGAACAGCUAAGAUCGAGGUACAGGAAUCAGAAAACUACGACAAGCUGCCCUUUUCCUUUCCCUGGUGGAAGAAAUGGACGAUCCUGGUCAUCAUCUUCCUCGUCCAGGUCUCGAUGAACUUCAACACGAGCGUCUACGCCAACGCUAUCGCCCCCAUGGCCGAACACUUUUCAAUCACCGAAGCCACCGCCAGACUCGGCCAGAUGGCUUUCCUCAUCGCCUAUGCAUUUGGUAGUGAGCUCUGGGCGCCGUGGAGCGAGGAACUCGGGCGCUGGCCUGUGAUGCAGCUCAGCCUGCUCCUGGUCAAUAUAUGGCAGGUUCUCUGCGCACUCGCGCCCAAAUUCUCCUACAUCCUUGCCGGCCGUACCCUGGGGGGACUGUCUUCUGCCGGCGGCUCGGUCACGAUGGGGAUGAUAGCAGACAUGUGGGAGCCGGAUAGGCAGCAAUACGCGGUCGCUUUCAUCGUUCUAUCUUCGGUUGCCGGCUCUGUUGUCGGUCCCAUUGCCGGAGGGUUUAUGGAAGUCCGCCUACACUGGCGAUGGAACUUCUGGAUCCAGCUCAUCCUUGGAGCUGCCGUCCAACUCGCCCAUUUUCUCCUUGUACCAGAAACUCGCUCGACCAUCGUCUUGAAUAACCUGGCGAAAAAACAACGGAAAUCGGGAAUAGCCAAAGUUUACGGUCCACGAGAGCUUCGUCGCUCUAACCUCGCCCUAAAGGAGGUCAUUACAAUCUGGAUCCGCCCCUUUAGCAUGUUCAUCCGCGAGCCGAUUGUGUUAUUCCUUUCCCUUCUAAGUGGAUUUAGUGACGCCCUCAUUUUCACCUUUCUUGAGUCGUUCAGACCAGUCUAUAGCCAGUGGGGAUUUGAGACCAUCCAGAUUGGCCUUGCCUUUAUACCCAUCAUGAUCGGCUAUUUCCUUGCAUACUUCUCGUUUUUCCCUAUCAUCAUGAAAGACAAAAGGGCCAUGUCGAGGAACCCCGACGCUCUUGAGCCUGAAUCACGCCUCUGGUGGCUUCUUUUUACUGCUCCACUAGAAACGAUUGGCCUCUUUGGAUUUGCAUGGACAAGCAUGGGCCCGCCCGCAGUGCAUUGGUUUGCUCCAAUGUUUUUCUCGAUGCUGAUUGCAAUUGCAAAUUAUUGCAUCUAUAUGGCCACAAUUGACUAUAUGGUCGCCAGCUAUGGUCCAUACUCUGCGUCAGCUACGGGUGGCAACGCUCUGGCAAGGGACUUUUUAGCAGGCAUAGCCGCCCUUUACUCUACGCCCAUGUAUCGAAGUAUCAAGCACAAAUACCGUCUCGAAAUACCUUCCACUAUCCUAGGUUGUAUCUCCUUCCUCGUCACUAUACCCAUAUACAUCUUCUACUGGAAGGGCCCUGCAAUACGCGCAAGGUCAAAGUUUGCGCAGGGUGUUGAUCGUAAUAGAAAGGAACUUAGGCAUCGCCGCGCUAUCCACCAGAGGAGUUCUCUUGACGCUGGAAAGUCGACUGAUGCCUAG